This is a messenger RNA of Andrographis paniculata, 2246 nucleotides long. RefSeq lists its product as uncharacterized. Lineage: Eukaryota; Viridiplantae; Streptophyta; Magnoliopsida; Lamiales; Acanthaceae. The record is from RefSeq and is a predicted model, not a curated record. Gene Ontology annotation, cellular component: Pwp2p-containing subcomplex of 90S preribosome; small-subunit processome. The transcript has 6 exons. The coding region runs from base 87 to 2030 and encodes 647 amino acids. Gene Ontology annotation, biological process: maturation of SSU-rRNA from tricistronic rRNA transcript (SSU-rRNA, 5.8S rRNA, LSU-rRNA). Gene Ontology annotation, molecular function: protein binding; snoRNA binding.
GACACAAUCUUCUUCUCUCUCUCGACAAACCGGCGAAAGCCAGCGUUUCCGACCCGGCGCUGAGAUAUCGACUUCAGCUGAUAACAAUGGCGGACGUAGUACAGUUCAAGCUUGAGCGCAUGCUCGAUGAGCUAGAUGAUUUGAAGCGGCGCGGCUUGUUUACCCGUAGGGAAAUAGCCGAGGUUGUUAAACAGCGUCGUAAGUUCGAGUACCGCCUCAAAAGGCCGAGUCCUCUAAAGCAAGAUUUUUUGGCAUACAUUGACUACGAAAAGCAACUUGAUGCGCUCCGUCGCCUUCGGAAGAAAGAAUUACUGAAAAAAUCCAAUAGCAAAAAAGCGAAGAAAUCAGUUUCCGAUUUUGCCGGCGUAGCCAGGAUUAUUGAAAUUUACCGGCUGGCCACGAAUCGGUUUAAGGGGGAUAUUGAACUCUGGUUUAAAUAUUUGGAAUUUUGUAGAGCGCGAGGCCACGGUAGGAUGAAAAAGGUUCUGGCUCAGUUAGUUAGAUUUCAUCCAAAAGUACCUGGUGUCUGGAUCUACGCUGCUGCUUGGGAGUUCGACAACAAUCUGAAUGUUGCAGCCGCCCGUGCUCUGAUGCAAAACGGUCUGAGGACAUGCCCAACUUCAGAGGACUUAUGGUUAGAGUACCUUCGAAUGGAACUCACUUACCUUAACAAGUUAAAAGCUCGAAAGGUUGCCUUAGGGGAGGAUAUUGGAAGCAUAGCUCAUGGGCAUAAGAAUGCUGAUGAGGAUAAGUGGAGAGAUGAGAACAAAGAACUAUUUAUGCCCCUCAAUGAGACAGGGGAUUCAGAUAAGACAUCUACUCUUCAAGAUGGUGAUUCUGAGGAUAAGCCGGACGUGUUUGGAGAGCAUGGAUUGAACAUUCUUCAGACUGUUUACGGUGGUGCAAUUGAAGCCCUGCCUACUGCCUUUGAUCUCAGAACUCGGUUUCUUGGUAUAUUAGAAGCAACAGUGCUGCCUCAUUCAGACGAAAUGCGAAAGACGAUACUUGAUGACAUGAAAAGGGACUUUUCACAAGAGCCAUUCUACUGGGAUUGGUUGGCAAGAGCUGAAAUAACUGGCGGCCUCAAGACAAUAAACUCCGACCAGCUGGCGAAAGCGGUUAAGGUUUAUGAGGAAGGCAUGAAGUUUGUACCAUCAGCAUCCAUGGUGGAAGCUUAUGUUAAAUUCCUCAUGGAUGCAGUCAACAGUGAAAGCCAGGGUGGAGAUACUGCCAUUCAAUUCCACUUUGAUGGAAAUACCACUGACCUUAUUUUGCAUCUCCAGACAGUGUUCGAGAAUGCUGAAACCUUGGAUUGUACAACUGAAGAUCUUGCAUGCCAACAUGUUUCAUUGCUUCUACAGCAGGGAAAAGUGAACGAUGCCAAGAUGCUGGUAGAAAAUCUUUGUUCUGGGAAAUUUUUAGACGGUGUACAAUUGUGGAGUUUGCGGCUCUCCAUAGAGAUGAAAUGCAUUCAAAAUAGAUCUUCUUCACCUGAGAAGAGUGAUCUAGUGUUCAUCUUUGAACUCUUCAAAACCAUAUGGAUGAGAGUUAGCAUUUCUAAAGCAGAAAACCUGUGGAUAAUGGGGCUGAAAUUUUUUGCCAAUCAGAGACCUUUUUUUAACAAGCUUGUGAAGUGUGCAACUCUUAUGCUGGCUAAAGAUGGUGGAAGUGAUAGCGGCUUCUCUCUAUCAUCAACAAUUGUUAACCACAUCCUUCAAAAGGAUGGAGUUGAAAGUGCAAGAGAGAUGUAUAACAGAUUUCUUCCCUUGCCUCAUCCAGGGCUGGCUCUCUAUAAAACUUGCAUAGAGCUAGAAUUGAAUCUUGCAUCCACCGGUGAUAAAACUGCUCUUAACAUUGCCAGAAAACUGUUUGAUUCUGCCCUUUCUACUUACCAUGAAAAUGCAAGCUUGUGGCAGGACUAUCACAGCAUGGAGGUCAAGAUGGGAACAUCAGAAACUGCUGCAGCCGUACACUGGCAAGCAACGAAAGCACUGAAAAACAACAUUGUUCUACUGCGAUCGACGGAGUAGUAAGAGAAGCUAUAGUCAUGGUUUCUGUAUAUUUCAACAACAUUCAGUUUUGACUGCACACCAUUGUUAUAAUUUAGUUAUCUUAGUCCAUUUUAAUGGAGAUGAAGCUAUAGAAAGUGGCAUUUCUUGAGCUUUUUGUAUUUGCUUAUUUAUUGAAUCAUCCAUCCAUAGACAUGGGAAUGUUACACCAUAAAUACCCACUAAAAUUUCUUCAAA